Molecule: messenger RNA, 1650 nt
Organism: Cantharellus anzutake
Lineage: Eukaryota; Fungi; Basidiomycota; Agaricomycetes; Cantharellales; Hydnaceae
Exons: 2
Coding region: 328-1320 (330 amino acids)
Source: RefSeq, a predicted model, not a curated record
UCCACAGUAGCGGACUUAGAGGUCCCUGAAAAUGGUUGCUCGCGAUGAAUGGCCUGUAUCCCACCCGCAGAAACCAGAGGGUGGAAGGCAUGCUGUCAUCUGGUUUCCUAGAAUGGGUGUCGCUGGAAAACACGGAAGCUUCAUUCACUUGCCAUCGGCGACCUGCGACCCGUGCCUUGUCAACAAACACUUGGAUUUUGCAAAUCGUGCAUAUUAAGGGCCACUAUUGUACAAGCCUGACUCCACAAAACACGCUCAUUCGCCCCUCUGUCGCCGAUCUGAAUCGAUAUCUUUUGUACACCGCUCGUUCAAACGCGUAAUUUUGUAAUGAGCAACUACGACCAUCUUCCACGGUACAGAGAACCACUCCAUAUACCCCAUCCUCGUCGCCAACGCACGCGAGAUGAAGAGGAGGCGCGUGAGCGUCGGCGGCAAAUCGCAGAAGAGACCCUGCGAGAUAUUUCGAAUGGAUAUUACUACACUGCUGACGGUACCAGGUAUGGUUUCGUUGAGACACAACAGUACGGCCAAGCGAACACGAUAUACGUCUCUCCCGAUGACAAGGACAUUCGUCGGUGGCUGGAUCCAACACGUCCCAUUCGGUACCCCUCCGAUCCUCCCGUACCCGCUACAGUAUCCAUUGUGCUCAGCUCUACACUCAAAGCCAUCCAUUAUCUCAAUCGUCCCAAUGUUGGCGUGCUCAAUUUUGGGAAUCCGUUACAGCCCGGAGGUGGGUUCGUUUCGGGUGCUGAAGCACAAGAAGAAUCCCUCACUCGCUCCUCAAAUCUGCAUUGCAUGCUCACGUCAAACGAAGGAACCGAAUUCUACGUUCAUCAUCUGAAUGAGGAAACCGACGGAUUCAAUACACACGCAAUGAUAUAUGCACCCGUCGUAAUAUUCCUCCGGGAUGAUACAGGGCGUUACGUUCCACCGAGCAAGGCAUCGGUGAUAACGUCCGCUGCCGUGAAUCGUGCUCAGGUUCUUCGCCAUUUCCGGGAUGCGCCGGAAGUUGACGCGGAGAUAGAGAAAACCAUGCGAGAACGGAUGGCUCGUAUAUUACGUCUCUUCGAAGAAUGUGGGGACCGUCAUCUUGUUCUCGGGAGCUUCGGGACCGGGGUGUUCACAAAUUCGGUUCAGAUGGUAGCAAGCAUAUGGGCAGAUCUACUAGUUGGCGAAGGAGCCAGAUUCCAAAAGUCAUUCGAGCAAGUGAUAUUCGCCAUCAAGGACCAGAACACGUUUGACGAAUUUAGAGAAAUAUUCUCUCAGCAUGUCGAAACUGUGCCUGUGGAUGAGUCGAUGACGAUGACGGAAUACCCUUGAUAGGGGCUCGGCUUUUUGAUCCAACUCCACACUUCUUCGCAAGACCUUGCACUUUGCGCGUGCUUGGCAACACUAAUCAAAGGGAAGACCCAGCAAUAGGCGUCAGACGUCUUCUGGUGCGAAGGAUCAAGUUGAAUGUCUCGAGUCACCCGAAGUAGCUUGGCUGAAUAUUGUAGUUAUCUCAUCCGAUUAUAACAUUUGUCUUGAUCUCAACUUCAACACUACGACCUGCCCGACGGCUCAUUAUCUAUCCUUCUAUAAUCACCCAACAUCGGCUUCCCACAAUCUUCAUUCACUGUACAUUUCCCCAGGUUCAAUACAAUGAUGGCU